Molecule: messenger RNA, 1214 nt
Organism: Cercospora beticola
Lineage: Eukaryota; Fungi; Ascomycota; Dothideomycetes; Mycosphaerellales; Mycosphaerellaceae
Gene: COQ11
Product: ubiquinone biosynthesis protein COQ11
Cellular component (GO): mitochondrion
Molecular function (GO): protein-containing complex binding
Source: RefSeq, a predicted model, not a curated record
CGUGAAAGUCGACGCGUUCUCCAACAUCUUCUCCCACCUUCUCCCGCACUCUUCAUCAUCGACUGACACCCACUUCCGCUCACACCAACCGAGAGCACACGUCGGUAUCGUGAAAAUAUUGAAAAGGAUAAUACGAAGGAGAGGAUCAGCCAUUGGUUUUCCCAAUGGCUACCACAGCAGCAAAGAAGAAGCUCGUCGUAUGCGGCGGCAAUGGCUUUCUCGGCAGCAGAAUAUGUAAAGCUGCUGUAGCUCGAGACUGGGACGUCGUCUCAAUCAGCCGCUCCGGCGAACCCUCCUGGCCCUCCGUCUCCUCCCACACCACCGCCCCAACCUGGUCCAAAUCCGUAACUUGGCGCAGCGCCAACAUCCUCCAACCCUCCACCUACGCAUCCGACCUCCAAUCCGCCGACUACGUAAUCCACAGCAUGGGAAUCCUCCUCGAAGCCGAUUACAAAGGCGUCCUCCAAGGCAAAGAAUCCCCCAUCUCGGGCCUCCGCCGCGCUUUCAGUCCCACGAAACAAGGCUCCAAUAUAAAUCCCAUGCAAAAAGGCAGUGCCAUUGAACCCGGGGAACAAGACGGACAAAUCACCUACGAACUCAUGAAUCGCGACUCGGCAAUCGUCUUAGCAAGAGAAGCAAAUGAAGCCGGAGUGAAAAGUUUCGCGUAUAUUUCCGCUGCGGCUGGUGCACCCAUUCUCCCUGCGAGAUAUAUCAAGACAAAGAGGGAAGCGGAGGAUUCCAUCGCAACGAAUUUUCCAAAGAUGAGGAAUUUAUUUUUCAGGCCAGGAUUUCUGUUUGAUUCGAGUCGAGGGUUCACGAUUCCGAUGGCGGCGGUUACGUAUGGGGGUUUUAUUGUGAAUUCUUUGACGGGAGGGAAUUUGACUUGGUUGAUGGGGGCUGGUGGGGCGAAGCCGCUGAAGGCGGAUUUGGUUGCUGAGGCGGUGGUGGAGGGGUUGAGUGAUGAGAGUGUUAAGGGGCCGGUGGAGGUGAAGGAGAUUGAGGAGUUGGCGAAUCGGGGUUGGAGGAGGGGGAUGUUGUGAGGGUUGCAUAGAGAAUGCUGAGAAAAGUGUGUUGAUGCGUUCAAGCGAGGUUUGUAGUGUAAAUUUGAGUGGCAGCGCCAGAGAUGGCUGUAAUCACUGUACACACUAGGCAUGUGUAACUCUCAUUUUCUCAAUGUUUUCAUUACGGUGACAUCGACAAGGAAUGGGGGCUGG